Molecule: messenger RNA, 3710 nt
Organism: Tilletiopsis washingtonensis
Lineage: Eukaryota; Fungi; Basidiomycota; Exobasidiomycetes; Entylomatales
Exons: 1
Coding region: 330-3710 (1126 amino acids)
Source: RefSeq, a predicted model, not a curated record
CCUCUUCUUCCCGCACCAUUCUGCCCUUUUGCCUCGCCCUUGCCCCACUGCUGCCCGCGACGCCGUCGACUGGUUCGACUGCCGCGCGUGUUCUCGUCUCAAGUCCUUCAAAGCCCACAAGCCGCUAGCUCCUACCUUCUCGACACCUUCUACUCGACUUCUCCCCGCGCACGUCCAUUGCGCUCCUUUCAGUCGCCCAGCUUUCAGAUCCUGUCGCCUUUGCUCUCCGGCCUGCCCGUCUUCGCUUCGUUGCUUCUUGAUUCUUUCCGCGCCGCCUUUCUUUCUUUUCUUCCUCUUCCCUACUCCUUCUUUGCCGAGGCCACCACCUGAUGAAGUCCAGCUCGGCACUGCCCACCAGCAUCGAGCCGCGCCGCAACCGUGAACGCACCUCGCCGCCCGCCAAGACCGUCCCGCUGCCGAGCUCGCGCGAGGCGACCAUUGCCAUCAUCGCUCAGGCACCGUCCUCCGACGUUCGAACAGACCAGCACGCUGCAAGCUCCUCCGGCCGUGUGCCCCGCGUUACUGUUGCCCCUCUCCUGCUCAAGCCUGCCGUGCAGUCCUGCCUAAAGAACGGCUACCGCCUCUCGCUGCCUCUCGCCGCCUCUCUGCCGUACCCGAGUCCGAGCAUCAUCUUCCCCUCUGCUCUCGAGGUCUCCGCCGGCGCAACUGCAGACACGUCCGCCCCGUACGCACUCCAAGAGCUCACGCGCACCCUCCGUGCUCUCGACGACGGCCGCCGCGCCUCCGAUCCCGACGUCAAGUCCGACUUCGAAGCCGCUCUCUUUGCCUGGGUGGAGCGCGAAUCUAAAGCUGCCGCCAUGGGUCUUGCAAUCGGUCAAGGUUUCACAUCCGACCUCGGACCUACCGAGGGCGCUCGCUCGCCCCUCGACGAGGGCUACGGCGCGGAUCUCGAGGACUCGCCGUGUCUGGGUGGCGAGCAGUACCGCCGCGGCUCGAGGAUUCACACACGCACCGUUGGUCUUGCCAGCUUCCACGCCAGAGCCAAGGCUCUGCGCCGCAUCGAGGACGUAGCCGCCAUGAAUGCCGACGUCGCCAUGUCCAGCGAGGGCACCGCUGCGGCAGAUGUGAUGGCCACCGCCCCGACGACGAUUAGCAAGGAGCCGCGCUUCACGCUCGCAACGGAGGUUAUUCCGCGCAUCGGAUCUCCGGGAGAGAUGACACCGGAGCGGGUAGAGGAAGCAGGCGAGCCGCAGAAGCCGCAGAUCGUCCUGCCCCGCGAGUCGCCCGAGCAGGAACAGCGUCAGCGCCGCAGCACCAUCACUGGCCCGCCGACGCCCUACGCCUUCCUGCCGCGUCGCCGCAGCCUCAAGAAGGCCGGUGAGGCGAGCACGGAUGUCAAAGCCACCGCCGCCAUCGAUCCAUUUGCCUCGCUCGACCCCUUCGCACUCAGUGUCAACGACAAGCAGCCCAUCACUCGUCCCCGAGCCUUCACGAGUCCGCCGAGCGGCAGCGUCUGUCCCCGCCAGCCUCUUCCGACUUCCGCAUCCGGACCCACACGCUUCCAAGCUCGUCGGCCGCCGAGCCUGCGCCUCUCCAAUCUGCCUCCGUCCGGCGCCUGGGCAAUGGCCGAGAUCCGUGCUCACGGUAAGGGCCUGCAAGGCAGAAACAUGCAUGCUAUGCCCGUCUUCGACCCUCGCAUCCACGGCCCCACGGCCAAGAGCGCUCCGCCCCAGAUCACGACCUUCGCAGCUGCUCAAGCCGCUAGCCAGCAGGAGCCGCUCAGUCCACCGCAGCGCCUGCGCUCGAAGACGAUGGGCCAGGCACAGGCGUCCUCUUCGUCCAAGUUGCGCGACCUGAUGGGCACCGCACGCAAGGCAUCGACCGAGAAGGCCAUGCCCGAGCGUGCGCGGCCCGCCAUCCCUGCGUCCUUGCAGAUCAAGUCUGAGGACCGGAGCCGUGGCCAGGCCACCAUGGCCGGGCUUGGCCUGGACUUUGGCGGCGCAGACAUCGAUGCCUCGAGCGGCUUCCCGCGCACCCUGCCGUACCACCGCGGCCUGGACGCACCCGAGAACGGCAUGCAGGACCGCGACGACGCCGACACGGCAGCACAGCGCGAGAGCAAGACGGCGGCAAAGUCGCGCAAGCAUCGCAGCCUGCCGCUCAAGAUCGAGUCGCUGUUCACCGACCUGGUCAAGCCAUUCGAGGCCGGUCGCAGGCGCAAGCAGUCUGUCGGCCCGGAGAUGACGCCCGUCCUCGAGUCGGGCGUCGAGGCCGCCACGCCGGCCGCUCCUCUGCCGGCGACCGCACGCGAGGCCAUGACCGCGUGGGCCAGGCGUACCUUCGAGGCCACCACCGCGAAGGGACGAGCCGCUGGCAAGGUCGACCAGCCGCCGAGUGCAUUCCUUGCCUCCGCUCCGGUGCUGCCUUCGCUUCCACUUGACACCGACAAGAGCAGUGCCUCUCUGCUUCCCGACAUCGACAUCACAGCAGAGACUACGGACAACGAGACCGAGACGCUCAUUCACAUCGUCGAUAUGACUGGAGCUGCGCCUGCAAACGUGCAGCUGCUCUCCGAGCCCAACUGCUCUGCCUCGCAGUACCUCUCGGUCACGCGCGCCUCGCCGGUGCCGUCCUUCCGGCGCCAGUUCCGGAUGGACAACAACGCACUCGAGCCGUCGAGCUGCGCCAUCACGCUUGCGUCAGCUCAGCAAGACGAGGAGGACAACGAGAAUGCUGCCCUCCUUCCGGCGCUGCCGGACGACGCCGUGCCGACAGGCCAGCGCCAGCGCCGUGACGCGCAAGGCGCCGGCAUCAUCGCUGCGGCACGCAGCGCCGCUCUGGCUCCUCCUGCACCUGAGCAGCGGCUGCGGGUCGUCAGUGCAGACCAUGUGCGCAAGCCCAGCUCGCCCCGCCAGAAGGCGUUGCCUCGUGCGCCCUGCGACCUGGCGCCAUGCGAGGGACGCAGGGCGGUGUCAUACGGCGCCCAGCCCCGUCCGCGUGGCCCGCGCCGCCCGUCGUCGCAGCAGCGCCGACGCAUCCCGUCGUCGGGCCUCUGCACCGAUCUGGCCAUGUCCCGCGAGCCGAGCGUGCACAGCGUCGCGCGCAGCUCGCCCAUGAUCCGCGAAGGCAGCCAGUGCUCCUUCGGCAGCUUCCAGGGCAGUCCGCGCGCCGCACCCGCCCAGCCGGCCAAGGGCACGCCGCUGCUCAUCGACGUCUCCUCGCCCAUCUUCAGCACGCCGGCAAAGCUGCGGCGCGACGUCGCCACUUCUCCACUCCUCGCCGGCCAGCGCUCGCCGCUGAGCCGCAUCUGUGACGAGGCCAGUGCGCUCAUGCACGGGCUUGACGCCCCCUCUCCGGCAAUGAGCGAGCAGGUACGAAUGCUCGACCUGCCGCCGCCGCGCACGCCCCGGCGCCGCGCAGCGCCCAGCCCGUCCGUGGCGUCGUCGACGCCGUCCUCGGCGGCCGGCCUUAUGCGCCGUCGGCGUGCCAGCGACCGCCCUCCGACGCCGCUCGACAUGCUGCACACGCCGCGCUCCCGCGUUGCUUCGCCGCUCGCCGGCGGCACGGUGGACCCCAUCCUGCAGUCUGCCUUUGGCGGACCGCGGCCCAGCGCCGCCGUGCUCGCCAUCGCGCUGGCGGCGGAGGCGAUCUGCGACGACGCCGCCAGCCUCAUGUCUGCCAGCACCGCCGUCGAGUCGGCGGCGUUGGGCACUCCAGCCAUGGCGCCUCUCCUGACAGCGGCUGCUUGA